AGUCGGAGGCGGCCGGCUGGGCGUGCGCUCGCUGCCCGCAGCCGGGGCUGGGCCGGAGGCGUGCGAGGGCUGGGACCCGGGCCGGGCUGCACCUAGCGGGCAAGGAGCAGCGGCCGGAGUCGGGGAGCCAGGCCGCGCCGAGCAGGGCACCGCGGGCGCGCGGUCUGCGGGCUCCGGAGCCCCGAUGUGAGGCGGCGGCGCCCCCGGCCGGAGCGCGCAGCAUGGGGGCCCCGCUCGCCGUGGCGCUGGGCGCCCUCCACUACCUGGCACUUUUCCUGCAACUCGGCGACGCCACGCGGCCCGCCGGCCACGCGCCCUGGGACAACCACGUCUCCGGCCACGCCCUAUUCACAGAGACGCCGCACGACAUGACGGCGCGGACGGGCGAGGACGUGGAGAUGGCCUGCUCCUUCCGCGGCAGCGGCUCCCCGUCCUACUCGCUGGAGAUCCAGUGGUGGUACGUGCGGAGCCACCGGGACUGGACCGACAAGCAAGCGUGGGCCUCCAACCAGCUGAAAGCAUCUCAGCAGGAAGACGCAGGGAAGGAGGCCACCAAAAUAAGUGUGGUCAAGGUGGUGGGUAGCAACAUCUCCCACAAGCUCAGGCUGUCGCGGGUGAAGCCCACAGACGAAGGCACCUAUGAAUGUCGUGUCAUUGACUUCAGCGACGGCAAGGCCCGGCACCACAAGGUCAAGGCGUACCUGAGGGUCCAGCCGGGCGAGAACUCCGUCCUGCACCUGCCCGAGGCGCCUCCAGCCGCGCCCGCCCCGCCGCCACCCAAGCCGGGCAAGGAGCUGCGCAAGCGCUCGGUGGACCAGGAGGCCUGCAGCCUGUAGCCGCGCUGCCGGAGCUCAGAGCCCCCCGGGGACGGACUGCCUGCGGCUGCCGCCGCCUCCUCCAGGCUACCAGUGGCUGCCGUCACACCGGCCCUCGGCCUACCACCCCCGCUCAGCAUGCAAGCCCACCGCCCGUCCCCCCUUCAGCCCCUCUCGGUGACCCGGCUCGGAGAAGGUGGCCCUGGGCUCCAAGGGACAACUGCCCUGCCCCAUGCUGGGGAGGGACCAUGCCGGGGCCUGGCUGCCCCGUUUCUGCCACCAGCUUCAGUGGAGUCCCGUGUUUUGUUUUGCUUGCUUGCCCCCACCCUGUCCUGAGCCGGGCGGGCCUCCCAGACUCCCCACAUCCCCACUUGGACCCGGGGCUGCCAACAGUGAUCCCUUCCUGGCUCUGGACUUGAACCCUCUGAGCAAAACUAGAGCUUCACAGCCUCCACCGGAAGAACUAGGGUGCAGAGCCCCCAGGAAGGCCUUUACCCAGACCCUGGGAGGAGAGCGAGGUGCUGUGUGGCCCCUGGCAGGCCCUUCCUGUCCAGCCUCUAUACCUAAGCCGUGGGUCUGACCUCCAGGGAGGUGGGCACCACCAGUCCACAGCAGGUCAGAGGGAGGCCUUCCCCUCGGCCCCAGCCCCUGCAGAGCCGUGCACCAGCAGGACCCCUUCCAGGGUCUUUGGGGCUCGCCCAGGGGCUCCCUCUGCCAGCCUCAAUGUCACAGUCCCCUCUUGGGCUGCCAAGUCCACCCAAGAACCAGGGCCGUUGGGAUCCAAGGGCCCCUCUACCAAUCCCUCACCACCCCUGAUCAGGGGCACCCCCACCCCUGGCAACGUGUAAAUAUUUCUAUUCGGCCCCUCCCCACCCCCAGAGCUGGAUCGAACCUCUGGCCUGCCCAUGAGCAACAGACCCAGUUGCUGGGAGAGGCGAGGGCUUUGCCUGGGGGUGAGUGGGUAGCCCUGUAUCAUAAUCCGAUCUGUGACUACCAGCCAACCUGAAUAAAGCGGUUUAAAACA
Cavia porcellus (domestic guinea pig) is the source of this 1839-nucleotide messenger RNA. RefSeq names its product V-set and transmembrane domain containing 2 like (gene Vstm2l). Lineage: Eukaryota; Metazoa; Chordata; Mammalia; Rodentia; Caviidae. The coding region runs from base 222 to 836 and encodes 204 amino acids. The transcript is spliced from 4 exons. Gene Ontology annotation, cellular component: membrane. The record is from RefSeq and is a predicted model, not a curated record.